Fonsecaea pedrosoi CBS 271.37 is the source of this 237-nucleotide messenger RNA. RefSeq lists its product as uncharacterized. NCBI's taxonomy places the organism in Eukaryota, Fungi, Ascomycota, Eurotiomycetes, Chaetothyriales, Herpotrichiellaceae. The record is from RefSeq and is a predicted model, not a curated record. The transcript has 3 exons. The coding region runs from base 1 to 237 and encodes 78 amino acids.
AUGGACAAGUUGCGCUUGGCCCGCAAAUGGCUCAAAGGAAAGCUGCGAGGACGACUCGAAAAGGCUCCAAAAGAGAGCAAACUCGUCAUUGGACAUCCAACUGAUUUUCGACGCGAGAACAUCACCUUGGGAACAGACGUUGACGGAAACGCAGUACUCGUGGAACAGGCCCGGGAAGAUGCCCAAGCGAUGCACGUUGCCUCGAAGACACGGACCACAGACAACACAACAGGAUAG